Molecule: messenger RNA, 386 nt
Organism: Phragmites australis (common reed)
Lineage: Eukaryota; Viridiplantae; Streptophyta; Magnoliopsida; Poales; Poaceae
Product: calcium-binding protein PBP1-like
Exons: 1
Coding region: 1-333 (110 amino acids)
Molecular function (GO): calcium ion binding
Source: RefSeq, a predicted model, not a curated record
AUGGGUGCAGACAAGGGCUCCGCCGUGCAGUUUGAAGACUUCCUGCCAUCGAUGGCGAGGAAGCUCGGUGUUGAGGGGCUGAUUCAGGAGCUCUGCAAGGGGUUCCAGCUGCUCAUGGACCCCAGGACAGGCAAGAUUACCUUCCAGAGCCUGAAGAGGAAUGCAACCAGGCUCGGGCUUGGUGAGCUCAGGGACAACGAGCUUUCGGAGAUGAUGAGGGAAGGGGACCUGGACGGGGACGGGGCGCUGGAUCAGAUGGAGUUCUGCAUUCUCAUGGUCAGAUUGAGCCCAGAGCUGAUGGAAGAAGAGUCACACAUGAUGUUUCAAUAUUAAUGUAAUCUGAUCCCUUUUACUUGAAUACAACAGAGUAUAGUGAUCGUCUUCAA